Synchiropus splendidus (mandarinfish) is the source of this 3328-nucleotide messenger RNA. It is a transcript of the gene cyp4f3, whose product is annotated as cytochrome P450 4F3. NCBI's taxonomy places the organism in Eukaryota, Metazoa, Chordata, Actinopteri, Syngnathiformes, Callionymidae. The coding region runs from base 40 to 1614 and encodes 524 amino acids. Gene Ontology annotation, molecular function: iron ion binding; monooxygenase activity; oxidoreductase activity, acting on paired donors, with incorporation or reduction of molecular oxygen. The transcript is spliced from 16 exons. The record is from RefSeq and is a predicted model, not a curated record.
GAACACCACGUCGCUCCUUUUCUCAUCUGCUUUCCGAGGAUGACUCUCCUCCAUCAGCUGGCCAGCUGGGCCGGCCUGUGUCAGGGGCUUUCUGUGGUCUCACAAGUCUUGGUUGCUAUGGCGACUGCCUGGAUGGCGAAGCUAUUGGUGCAGCACGCCUGGUUCUCGUACAGGCUGACCUGUUUCAGCAAACCUCCUGCAAGCUUCUGGUUGAUAGGCCACUGGGGACAAAUGCAGAGCACGGAAGAGGGUCUUCGUCAGGUGGAUGAGUUGGUGCAGACUUACUCUCACUCCUGCAGCUGGUUUCUCGGCCCCUUUUAUCACCUGGUCCGCAUCUUCCACCCUGACUACGUCAAGCCGUUGCUCACAGCACCUGGCAGCAUCACAGUGAAGGAUGAGCUCAUCUAUGGCCACCUGCGUCCGUGGCUCGGUCAGAGUGUGUUGAUCAGCAGCGGGGAAGAGUGGUCCCGCAGAAGACGACUGCUCACGCCUGCUUUUCACUUGGACGUUCUCAAGAGCUACAUGUCCGUGUUCAACACCUCAGCAGACGCCAUGCAUGAGAAGUGGCGCGGUCUGGUGAGCGAGGGGAGGCCUGACGUGGAGCUGUUUCAGCAUGUCACUCUGAUGACCCUGGACAGCCUGUUGAAAUGUGCAUUCAGCCAUGACAGCAAGUGCCAACAGUCGAACAGCGAGUACGUGUCUGCAAUUGUGGACCUGAGUGACCUGAUCAUCGCUCGGCGACAGAGACUGCUCCACCACUGGGAUUGGAUCUACUGGCGGACUCAGCAGGGGAAACGUUUCCUCAAAGCGCUGAGCAUUGUGCACAGUUUUACAAGGGACGUGGUUCAGAAGCGCCGUGCUUUCCUCUGCCGUCAAGAUGAGGCACAUCAUCCUGGUUCACAAAAGAGAAGGGAUUUCCUGGACGUCAUCCUCUUAGCAAAGGAUGAAGGAGGUCAAGGACUAUCUGAUGAGGAGAUCCAAGCAGAGACCAACACUUUCAUGUUUGCAGGUCAUGACACCACAGCCAGUGCAAUUUGCUGGACGCUGUAUAAUCUAGCUCUUCACCCAAACCACCAGGACAAAUGCCGACAGGAAGUGAUGGAUUUGAUGCGAGGGCGAAGCACAAACAUGAUACAAUGGGAGGAUCUAUCCAAACUUUCCUUCACCACCAUGUGCAUCAGAGAGGCGCUGAGACUGCACUCACCUGUGCAGGCUGUGACCAGGAAGUACACCCAGGACAUGAAGCUGCCAGGGGGACGUAGUGUACCCAAAGGUGCUAUCUGUUUAGUCAGCAUCUAUGGAACGCACCACAAUCCUGACGUCUGGAUGAAUCCUCAUGAAUUUGACCCAUUUCGUUUUGAGCCAAAAAACCAAGGUGGCCGUUCUUCUCAUGCAUUCAUCCCCUUCUCCUCAGGACCCAGAAAUUGCAUUGGUCAGAAGUUUGCACUGGUGGAGCUCCAAGUCGUUGUUGCGCUAACGCUACUUCACUUCUCCCUGACCGUGGGCAGCAGCUCUCUGGAGGUGCGCCGUCUUCCUCAGCUGGUUCUCAGGGCUGAGGGGGGGCUGUGGCUACAGCUGAAGCCCCUCAACCAUCUCCAUGAGCAGCAGCAAUGAUUAUACAGCAGCCUCAUUGAAGCAAAACGUCUUUCAUUUUAUGUUUUUUAUUUUAAUUAAGAGGUAGUUCCCAAAAACUAUUGCUAAAUUACGGGUUUGUUUUUACCUUUGUUUCACACAAAGGAGAGCAAAAACAUCAAUAUUUCAAACUAAACGUGUGGAUACCGAAGUAUUUUCUGUGGAGCGCCAACAUUUCCAGGUGCAUGAGAACAUUUUUGAACAUUUUCGUCUUUCAGCACUAUGAUGCUUCUAAAACUUUGACCUAUUGAGCCACACAAGAACAUUGCCCACUCUACUGUCAUUUUACUGAAGUCUGCUAAAGUCAGCAUGGAGCAGAUGCCGCUCUUGGUUUGAAAAUGAUGCCUUGUGUCAUUAAAUUCAAAGAUUUCAGAGCAGAUAGUGCCAUCUAGUGGGCCCUGAAUGUGAGGACACUGUUUCAUGAAGCUUCAUAAGCUUCAUAUAGCACUAGCUGCAGCUACCAAGGGGAAAUAUCUCACAUUCUAGCCUUUUCUGAAUGAAGCCAACCAAUGCUUGAUUCAUUAAAGGGACAGUAGUAGCAGUUCACAUGGAGUCAGAUAAAGUCUUCACUGAGGGCUGUUCACCCUCAAAUUGAGGCCUAACCUCGUGGAGUCCCCAUAAAGGCAUAAGGUCCUCACAAGGACAGUGUUAUGUCAAGAAUUGGCCCCCACAAAGUAGGAUAAGCAAGCCCACACACACAAAAUAUGUUUUUAAAAAUUGCUAUUGUCACGGACAAGAGGAGAAACUGGGUGGUGCCACUGAAGACAUGGAGGAGAAGUGGGUCCACAUCCUGCCUGCUGCCUCUGAAUGGGUUUCCUGUCCUGCACGCUCACACGCUCCAUACGGAGCAAGCUCUGCUUCCGGUGGUUCUUCCUCAGGAUAUAGAACUGCGGCUGCUGCUGCUGCUGCUGCUGCUAAGGUGACUUCACCAUGGCCUGGUGUGAGUGGGAUCCUUCUUUAAGAGGCCAAAAGUGUGGGCGGCCACAUCCUGGGGCGGUUUCACACUGUUGCAAGUUCUUCAUCACAGACACAAAACCAGGACAAAACCGUGUGGUGAACUCUCCCUCUUCCUUAUCAACUGCAACAAGUCUAGAGAGGGAAAAGAGAAAAUGAUAUAAAGCGCCACACCAGAGGGCCUUGCCGGGUCAGUGUCUGAACAAGGUGAGUUUGUGGCUGAGGUUUUUCCAAGUUCGGCGGAUGGAGAUGAAGCCGUUCACCUGGAUCCUGGUCUCUGUCAUCUUUGCGCGCCUUUUCGCGGCUUCCGGAACAAUGACCAGGGUGGACAAGAAAGCGGGAGAUCCAGUGGUCCUCCAACCCAGAGAAGCUCCUAUUACUGACUCCAUCAGCAGCAUCCUGUGGCUGCACAACUCAGCCCUGGCGGUGGAGUUUGAUGGGAAGGAGACGGAAUACUUUCGUCACUUCAAAGCACGUGGUGAUCUGAACAUUUUGAAUGGGGAAUUGACAAUCACAGGCUUGACAGUGAAUGACAGUGGCCUGUACACUGCAGAGGUUAAUGGCCUCCAACCGACAACCGCAACUCGACUUCGAGUCCUCUCUCCUGUCCCCAUCCCCACCGUGCAAGCUUCCUGUGAUGACCAGAAACACAUUUGCACUCUGGAGUGUGUCGGCAACAUUCAAGCCGAUGCUGAGCCUGUUUAUUACACAUGGACAUUUGGGGAUGUGGUGAAGCUCAACU